AUCGUGGACUCCUAGACUCGGAACUGAAUCGAGGAAGGGGGAGGGGAGAGAAGAACCUGCCUUUAAAACCCUUCUACCUCCUUCCUCUUUUGCUCUGAAUCCCGUCUGGAUCCCCAUUUCCAGUUCUCUCUUCGAUUGAGGGAUCGAUUUGCGUGAUCUGCUUUGUUGUGUCUUCAGAUCGUUUCGCUCAGAUGCCUACUACUGGAAGCGGGUUUCUCCUCGUCCUCUCCCUGUCCUUUCUCCUCUGUUCGGGUCUGGACGCCCUCCGUGCGCUCGGGGAUAGGAGCAGAGACGUAGCCGACGCCGCCGUGGAGCUCAACGCCUCCAACUUCCGGAGCUUUCUAAAGGAGUCCCCGCUCAAGUUCGCCGUCGUCGAGUUCUUCGCUGGCUGGUGCCCUGCUUGCAGAAACUAUAAGCCUCAAUAUGAGAAAGUUGCUAGUCUUUUCAACGGACCAGAUGCAGUGCAUUCUGGGAUUAUACUCUUGGCACGUGUCGAUUGUGCUUUGGAGACAAAUACAGAGCUUUGUGGUUCAUUUUCUGUUUCACAUUAUCCUAUGCUAUUUUGGGGGCCUCCAAAAAAAUUCUCAGCUGGACGAUGGGACCCUAAGAAAAACAAUGAGAUACAAUUGAUUGAUGAGUGGAGAACAGCAGACCUCUUGCUCAAUUAUCUAAACAAGAAAAUUGGCAGUUCUUUUACAUUAGGCGAUGAGAAAUAUGAAAAUGAGAACACACUUGCAAGGAAUGCAUCUGAUCCUGCAGAGAUUGCUAGAGCAAUUUAUGAUGUUGAGGAAGCAACAGCACAGGCAUUUAAAAUAAUUUUCCAGAAUAAGAUGAUAAAGUCAAAUACACGUGGACCCCUUAUUAAAUUUCUCCAGCUUUUGGUUGUUCAUCAUCCUUCAAAAAGAUGUAGGAAGGGUAGUGCUGAAAUGCUGGUGAAUUUCAACAAUUUGUGGCCUUCAGAUCUUCUUUCAAUGAGCUCACAGGAAACUAAUCUCUUGGAAGAUGGAGAUACUUCUACAAACUAUCAGAUCUGUGGAAAAGAAAUUCCUCGUGGAUAUUGGAUAUUUUGUCGUGGGAGCAUAAAGGGCACUAGAGGAUUUAGCUGUGGCCUGUGGGUUUUGUUUCACUCUCUCUCAGUUAGAGUUGGAGAUGAGGAGAGCAAUUUGGCUUUUAUGGCGAUAUGUGAUUUUAUUCAGAACUUUUUUACUUGUGAUGACUGCCGACGGCAUUUUCAUGUGAUGACCUCAAGCAUCUCAGAGCCAUUAAACAAAACGCGUGACCUAGCAUUGUGGCUAUGGAGUGCACAUAACAAAGUCAACAAGAGAUUGAGGGAAAAAGAAAAUGAAUUGAAAACUUUUGAUCCAAGAUUUCCAAAGAUUCUGUGGCCUCCAAAGCAGCUUUGCCCAUCAUGCUAUAAAUCUUCCAACGAGAAUAAUGAUCUUGAAAACAUAAUCUGGGAUGAAGAUGAAGUAUUUAAGUUUUUGGUCAAUUACUACGGAAGGACAAUUGCCUCUUUGCAGGAAGAAUCAUAUCUUAGCAGCAGCAAAGCUGGCCUAUCCCCAACAUAUGACAUUACUCCAUCAAAUGCGGUUGUUGUUCCAGUUGGAGCCGCACUGGCUAUUGCAGUUGUUAGCUGUGCAUUUGGAGCAUUAGCUUGCUUCUGGAGGACUCAACAGAAGACUCGCAAGCAAAGAAAAACUUGGAAUUGAGUUGCACUAAGAACAAGUGAACCAUUACACAACGAGCUAAUGGAUUAUUGUCCGCCCGAAUGUCUUUCUACCAUUAUAUAACAAGUGAACCAGUAUCUUUUGGCUGUUCACCUGGCAAUGAAUUGUACAAUAUUUAAUACUACAUUUUCCUGAUAGGAUGCUGAAGUCAUUCGAUGAGAAGAUAGGUGAAGUAGGUCAUCACAAAUUGAAAGAUGAGAAUUUCCUCUUCUAAAAUUCUGUAAUCAGAUCUUCUUACCAUUAUGCUAUCUGAACCAUGUAUCAAACCAAAGAGAUUAUGUAUUUUUAUUUUAUUAUCAUCUUUGUUCACAAUAAUCUGAAUUUUUUAGUCAGGUAUUUAUUUUCUCUUCAAAAUAUGCUAUAUAA
Molecule: messenger RNA, 2093 nt
Organism: Zingiber officinale
Lineage: Eukaryota; Viridiplantae; Streptophyta; Magnoliopsida; Zingiberales; Zingiberaceae
Product: sulfhydryl oxidase 1-like
Exons: 12
Coding region: 192-1709 (505 amino acids)
Biological process (GO): protein folding
Cellular component (GO): Golgi membrane
Molecular function (GO): flavin-dependent sulfhydryl oxidase activity; protein disulfide isomerase activity
Source: RefSeq, a predicted model, not a curated record